AUGAGAGCUACCAUCUUGACUUUGAAGCGCGGCUACUCUCUGUCUGUAUCGAAGCCGAGUUGUUAUUCACCGCUUGCACGUACUGUUGUCCCACUUGGACGAGUUGGUUGCUGUUUGGCAGGCUGUGGCUCCCACCAUGUCUCCUCCUCCUCCUCAUUCUACAGUCGCACCCCAUCACGCUUGAAGCCCGUCCAUCAGCGUCAAUACCAUGCCAGUACUCCCCUUCAUGACGAUCCAACAAUCUAUGCUCUUUCAACUGCCCCAGGACGAGCGGCGAUUGCAGUAAUACGCAUCUCUGGCUCAGCAUGUCGACAGAUAUACCAUGCACUCUGUCCAUCUGCUGCAUUUCCCAAACCUCGUCAGGCAACUCUCAGGAAACUGUACACUCCAAACAUUUCACCCUCGCCUGCGACUCUACUCGACUCAGGUGCACUCGUCCUGUACUUUCCUGCGCCCAGCACUGUAACUGGCGAAGAUCUCCUUGAAUUACAUGUGCACGGUGGCCCCGCAAUUGUUCGUGCAGUACUGGCUGCAAUACCUGCGUGCACAAAGGUAGCAGAUGCAGUUUCCGGAGGAACAGCUGCCGCCCAGAUACGUUAUGCAGAACCGGGAGAGUUCACGCGUCGCGCCUUUGCGAACAACCGCAUGGAUCUACCUCAGAUUGAAUCGCUGGGCGAAACGCUCUCUGCAACCACUGAAGAACAGCGUAAGCUGUCUGUUCGCGGCACCACUUCCUCGCUCGCGGCGCGGUACGAGCAAUGGCGCAUGUUGCUCUUGGCUGCUCGGGGAGAGCUUGAGGCCCUGAUCGACUUCUCAGAGGACCAGCAUUUCGAUGAGUCUCCAGCGGUACUGUGUGCCUCUGUCGCGAAGCAGGUUCAUAGUCUGCGUAUUCAUAUGGAAGCGCACGUCGCUAAUGCGGUUCGCGGAGAGUUGUUGCGAAAUGGGAUAAGUGUGGCUCUACUUGGAGCACCCAAUGCAGGAAAGAGUAGCUUGCUCAAUCGUAUUGUUGGGAGAGACGCCGCGAUUGUGUCCCAUGAAGCUGGCACAACCAGAGACGUCGUCGAAGUCGGUCUCGACCUGGGAGGUUGGCUCGUAAAGAUGGGGGAUAUGGCUGGGUUACGUAGGGCUGGUCUUCUGGGUGAAGAGAGUGUCGGGGCUAUUGAGAAAGAGGGCAUCAGACGGGCGAAGCAGCGAGCGUUCGAGUCUGAUGUCUUGGUCGUUGUCCAGGACGCCACUACCGAGAUGGAUCCCGAAGUGAUGGAGACGGCCAAGCAAUGCGUGGGCAUGGGCAUCAGCGUUUUGGUUGCGAUCAACAAGUGUGACCGACUCACUGAACCCGACAGUGCACAUGCUGCCUGGCGUGCAGUACUUCAGCCCAGUCUGGGUAUCUCGAACAAUCAGGUCUCCUUUGUGUCCUGCAAAGAGGCCACCCCAUCCAAUGCCGGCGAUAUGCAGGCCUUUCUGAACAACCUUCUCAACACCUUCAGAACCAUGACCUCCGCACUGGUGCCUGAUUCCGACCCCGAUCCUUCCAUUUGGCAAGAAUCCCUAGGCGCAACUGAACGUCAACGCGUCCUUCUUUCGGAAUGUCUCAUUUACCUCGAUACCUUCCUCACCACUGUCUCAGCAGAUGGCUCUGAAGAGGAGGAAGUCGACGUUGUAGUUGCCGCAGAAUCCCUCCGCUCUGCAGCCGAAGCACUGGGGCGGAUCACUGGCCGGGGCGAAAGCGGCGAUGUGGAGGAAGUUCUAGGCGUCGUGUUUGAAAAGGAGCCCCGGUAUAAGGCGUUCCGACCCUAUGUCUGUGCACUUUUGGCCCCCAUGACGAGGAGCGCUGUACAUGUAUACAUGCAGCGUAAGAUCGCCACCUGUGAGGCUCUGCUCAGGGUCAGCCACAAUGGAAUUAGAGUGCUCGACGUCCGUGCUGGUGGUGCAGGCAGUCGUAGACGAAUGAUGGCAUUCCCCGACUUCGCCUGUUUUGUGUCGGCAAGUAAACGACAUGGGCGUUUACCGAGGACGUUUGAAUUGAAAAGCACGGCAGCACGAGGCACUGCACGACCGGUCAAUGGCGAUCGGUAUGGUGUGGAGUUAUGCUACGGCUUCGGGAGUCCAGACGGUUUCAACUCAAAGGCCGAGUCAUAUGGCCGGCCUUGUCGUAUUGGGGGGAGGUGGUAG
Plenodomus lingam JN3 is the source of this 2172-nucleotide messenger RNA. NCBI's taxonomy places the organism in Eukaryota, Fungi, Ascomycota, Dothideomycetes, Pleosporales, Leptosphaeriaceae. The record is from RefSeq and is a predicted model, not a curated record.